AUGAAAUCGUGACAUCAUCAUAAUCAUACAUAAACUGAAGAGGGGAGAAGGGAUGGAUAGAGGAAAGUGAUAUUUAAUAAUUACAAAGUCAUUUUUAAAUAGUUCAAAUUUCAAUUAUUAGGUCACAGCUAAACAAUUAUGACAAAUAAAAUUAAAUCUGAACCGUCUAUUGCCUAUAGCGAAUCAGCUAUUCGAAAUAAUUUAUCAAUAGUAGAAUAUUGCAGAACUUCUGUAGCUGCUGUAUCUGGUUGCACUGCUGGUGUUUUGGGUCUUACCAGUCUCUAUGGAGCACUGUUCUUUAUUUUUGCAGUGACAAGUUUUUGGUUCAUGUUACUAUGCAAAGCUGGUAUUGAUACUUGGAGGAAGUUUUUCAUUUCUAGAAAGUCCUUACUUUUGAACGGAAUAUUCGGUCACUUCUUCACUUAUAUUUUAUGCUGGACAUUCAUUUAUGGGAUGGUUCAUGUGUAUUAGAAUCAGGGCAUUAAAUAAACCAUAAGUAAUUUUAGGUUAGUUUUUUUAUAAUAGAAAUAAAAAUGGCUACAGAUGAAAGGAAUUUCCGAUCUGCUUAUUAUGAAAAAGUCGGAUUCAGAAGUGUUGAGGAGAAAAAGUCCCUUGAAAUUCUACUGAAAGAAAAACCUCUAGACCGUGGCAAGCUGAAACAGUUCUGUUUGAGGUUCUCUUUACCGGCCACAUAUAGAAGCUUGGUGUGGAAAUUACUUUUAGGUGUUGUUCCUGUUCAUAUAGACUGUCACACUUUUAUAAUGGAUCAAAGAAAACAAGAAUAUCAAGAUUUGUACAGAGCUCUAAAUGUAAUGAGAAUCAUUGACGCAAACACGCCGAAGCCGCAAAUAUUUUUUGCUAUGUGGAUGUUACAAGGAGGAAACUUCUCCCUCGACAAGAGUUUAGUUAGUGAAAAGGGUUUCAUUCCUAUCGCGCAAUCAUUCAUGCAAUUUGUGGAUGAUGAUAGCGACGUUUACUGGCUAUCAAAAAACUUUUACGAUAAUGUUUGCAAGUUUGAAUCUGAAAUACCCAAACUCAUAGAGAGAUCUUAUAGUUUAUUAGAGAAGGAAGAUUCGACUUAUUACAAACAUCUGCUGAAAGAGGGUAUUUUAGACAAUUUACCCCUGGCAAAGUGGUUUGACUGUUGUUUUGCUGGUAUUUUGAAUGAUAACGCCCUAGCAAAAAUUUGGGACAAAUUAUGCGGAGGAUCUUACAAAAUACUGGUGUAUGUGGUUGUAACGUUACUGAUCAAUAUGAAACUUCGAAUUUUAAAGUGCAACAAUUUUGCUGGUGUUUUACAGUAUAUCAAAAAUAUUCCAGAAGAAACUGCAGAUAUUAUCGUAAAUAAAUCCAUUGAAAUGUGGCAACAACAUGGAAGUCUGUUAACCAUUUAUGAUAAACCAAAACCAUAAAUCGCAUUCCUAAAAAUAAAUUACAUUUUCAAUUCAUAUUGUGGCAUAUUUCAUUCUUAAUGAUGUUUAUUAAAAGAAUAAGAAAAAUACAAGUUAAAAUUUU
Leptinotarsa decemlineata (Colorado potato beetle) is the source of this 1515-nucleotide messenger RNA. It is a transcript of the gene TBC1d7, whose product is annotated as TBC1 domain family member 7. Gene Ontology annotation, molecular function: GTPase activator activity. NCBI's taxonomy places the organism in Eukaryota, Metazoa, Arthropoda, Insecta, Coleoptera, Chrysomelidae. Gene Ontology annotation, biological process: activation of GTPase activity; negative regulation of TOR signaling. The record is from RefSeq and is a predicted model, not a curated record.